CCCCGGGACGAAGCAGAUCGGCGGCGCGUCACUCCAAUCACCGGUGAGAAGAAGCCUUUCCCUCCUUUCCACGGCCUCCGCCCCUACGAGGCCACUCUAUCAACUCCCAAUUGUUCAAUUUGCUCCCACAGUCCCGACCCAUUCGGGAUUUGAGGCGCUAGAGAUUUAGGUUUACGGGUGAAAUCUCUAGUGUUCCUAGGUUAGGAUAAAUGGCGACGGUUUCGGAUUCUCUGGUCUGGGAGCUUGUCAGGAAGAACAACUGCUUCCUGAUCAAGCAGUUCGGCAACAGCAAUGCCAAGGUCCAGUUCAGCAAGGAGCCCAACAACCUCUACAAUGUCCACUCCUACAAGUACUCUGGCCUGGCAAACAAGAAGACUGUGACGGUGCAGCCAGCUGCUGAGAAGGAGAUGACUGUGGUCCUCUCCACAACCAAGUCAAAGAAGCAGAACAAGCCUGCUGCGUUCACCCACAAGACUGUCAUGCGCAAGGAGUUCCGCAAGAUGGCCAAGGCUGUCAAGAACCAGGUCAGUGACAACUACUACAGGCCUGACUUGACCAAGCCUGCUCUUGCAAGACUGAGCGCAGUUUACCGCAGCCUCCAGGUUGCCAAGUCCGGUGUCAAGAAGAAGAACAGGCAGUAAGCACUGAGGGGCCAAUGAGCUUGUUUUGUGGAUCCGUUGGUUUAUGUUUCCAGCUUUUUAGAUUUGUUCUAAGAGUAUGGAGGUUGAAUAUGAUGAAUGGUGUGCUCUGCAUACUGGCCCAAGUUUUCUCAGUAGGUUCUAUAUCUGUACCCAUGACUAUGUUGUGAAGCCUCUUGAAAUCAUUUCCACAAUUAUUGGCCUUCCA
Molecule: messenger RNA, 846 nt
Organism: Triticum aestivum (bread wheat)
Lineage: Eukaryota; Viridiplantae; Streptophyta; Magnoliopsida; Poales; Poaceae
Product: 60S ribosomal protein L28-1
Exons: 4
Coding region: 210-641 (143 amino acids)
Biological process (GO): translation
Cellular component (GO): ribosome
Molecular function (GO): structural constituent of ribosome
Source: RefSeq, a predicted model, not a curated record